CGUUAAAUGUUGGACAAAUAAGUGGAGUAAUAUAAUUUUAAGAUAAGAAGGAUAAAAGUUAAAAUCAUUAGAUAUCAUUUCUGAGGAUGGAAGAUUUGAUAAAAUAAUGCAUUAACCGUUCAUCUACGUUAACACACAGCCUAUAAAACUGCAGUAAUCAAAACCGAUCAAUAAGAAAAACAUUGGACUUUAAUUUCUGAGGAUGCGAGGAUUAGAUAAAUGUAUUAACCCUUCAUAUACAUGUAAAAUUAUGCAGUAAUGAAAACGGAUCAAUGGGUGGCGGUACAGUAUUGCAAUAUCAGAGUUUGUAAACCGCCGUCGUAAACCUGGAAGAAAAGGAACCACGAAGAAGAAGCGUGACCUUCCACCCACACAAGGAAAAAAAAAUGUCUACCGCAUUUCAAAGCGUGUUAAGGGGAGUCUUUCGCAUCUCGCCGUCAAUUGUAUUUCCACUGCGACAAUGCCAGGGGACAUCUGUAAGAACUUGUCCAGGUCUUCAGCCAUUGGCCCCUCAAAGCCACUCUUUUUGCCAAGUCGUGACACUUCAGGAUGGGGCUGCGACUAAGGCUACCGAGGCACUCUCUCGCUACAAAGAAAGGCCAUGGGUUUAUCUGGAGAGUGAAGAGUACAUGGAGCGGUAUGGAGCCAGUCCAGUGUGGGCAGGUUACAGGAGGAACCACAAAGGUGGCAUUCCCCCACAGAAGACUCGCAAGACCUGCAUCAGAGGAGACAAGAUAUGUGGAAACCCCUGUCCAAUAUGCCGAGAUUCAAACAUUAUUAUUCAUUAUCAGAAUGUGAAGCUAUUGCGGCAGUUCAUCAGCCCCCAUACUGGUAUGGUGUAUGAUCCUACUCGAACUGGUGUAUGCAUGAAACAGCAAAAGAAGCUGAGUAAAGCUAUCAACGCGGCUCAAGAUCAUGGCUUUCUUCCUUUCCAGAUUCCCUAUGUCGACUUCGCAGGUGAAAAUUACUCCAAUUGCCAUGACGCUGUGGGUAUCACACCACCCGCCCCUUCUUUAAAGUCUGGUGAUGAAUGGUAUGAAUGGUACGGUGAAAUCACUCCAGAUGAGAACGAAGUAGCUAAAGUCAGGAAGACUUAUAAGGCUUAUCUAAAGCCAGGCAUGUGAUGACACCAUUUCUAGACUUUUUUUUUGUGUAUAUAGUCAAUUAAGUCACCAGGUGUCUUACAUUAUAUCGUGUACAUGAAUAUGAACAAAUAAAACAAUUGUGGAAAAUG
Molecule: messenger RNA, 1234 nt
Organism: Syngnathoides biaculeatus (alligator pipefish)
Lineage: Eukaryota; Metazoa; Chordata; Actinopteri; Syngnathiformes; Syngnathidae
Gene: mrps18b
Product: mitochondrial ribosomal protein S18B
Exons: 7
Coding region: 387-1124 (245 amino acids)
Biological process (GO): mitochondrial translation
Cellular component (GO): ribosome; mitochondrion
Molecular function (GO): structural constituent of ribosome
Source: RefSeq, a predicted model, not a curated record